Lasiodiplodia theobromae is the source of this 2916-nucleotide messenger RNA. Its product is annotated as Phosphatidylethanolamine-binding protein PEBP. The coding region runs from base 1 to 2916 and encodes 971 amino acids. Lineage: Eukaryota; Fungi; Ascomycota; Dothideomycetes; Botryosphaeriales; Botryosphaeriaceae. The transcript is spliced from 4 exons. The record is from RefSeq and is a predicted model, not a curated record.
AUGUCCGCCGCGAAGCAGGCCACGCGCCCGCUGCAAGCGUGCAUCCGCUGCACGCGGACUCCCGCGUUGCAGGCCCGCACCUUCACCAGCAGCAGCGCCGCAGCCGACGAAGCCCAGGUCCAGAAGCCGGAGCAGUCCUCACCCUCCAAAUCCUCCCUACCAGACGUCUCGACCCUCGACCCGAACACGGUCAUCACGCGGCGCGACGAGAAGCGGCUGAUCAAGGCGGGCAUCUACCCGGUGGGCUCGCGGCGUCGCCGCGCGGCGUUGGUGCAGUCGCCGAACAUCCCGUUCGAGCAGCUGCCGUACCAAUGCUUCCAGGAGGCGCGCAAGAUCCUCAAGGCGGAUCGCGAGGAGAAGAUUGCGGCGAUCGAGGCGGAGCGGGCGCGCAUCGCGCGCGUCGAGGCGCAGGACCCGGCCGUGUCGGGCGGCCAGCGCGCGAAGGACGUGCGGCUGGCGAGCAUGCGGAAGCAUCUGGAGGACCUGAAGAUUCAGGCUGAUAUCAAUGAUCCGAUCGUGAAAAAGAAGUUUGAGGAUGGGCAAGGUGAUAUGAACAAGCCCAUCUACCGUCUGCUGGCCGAGAGGAAAUGGCGCUCGUACAAGCACUUGCUCGUCGAACAGCGUGUCACCCAGAUGAACGUCAUUCCAGACGUCAUUCCCGCUAUCAACCAGAAGGCCGACGUCAGUAUAUUGUUCGGAGACAGCAAGGUCCAGCCCGGUGCCAUGGUCGCUUCCAAGGUCAGCGAGAUUCCAGCCACGCUGAAGGUGCAAGUGUUCGACAAGGGCGAGAGACUGGUGACGAUUGUGGUCGUCGACUCGGACGUGCCGAACGUCGAGAAGGACGGCUUCGACUACCGCUGCCACUACAUCGCCGCAAACAUUCCGGUUUCGCCUACGACGCCCUGGGUCCGCCUUGCGAAGCUGUCGGAAGAAUCUCAAGUUGUGCUCCCCUGGCUCCCGCCGUUUGCUCAAAAGGGCAGCCCCUACCACAGGUACUCUAUUUUCGUUCUCGAGCAACAGAAGGGCAAGACUCUGCAUGUUGCAAAGAUCAAGGAGAAUGUUCCGAGGGAUGGAUUCAUCCUGCGCAGCUUCAUCGACAAGUAUCGCCUGACGCCUGUUGGUAUCAAUAUGUUCAGGACGGAGUGGGAUGAGAACAUGGAUGAGGUGAUGAAGAAGGCUGGUGUCGAGGGUGCGGACAUCGAAUUCAAGAAGAAGAAGCCGGAGAAGCUGCCAUACAAGAAGAAGGACGGCGCUCGGUACAGCUACUGGGUACAGAGGUUCCACCAAGCGGACGCUGCUCGGACGAAGCUUGAAGUUAAAGUCACCGAACAAGGAAGAGAGAUAGAGCGGUUGAAGUCUGAACUUCGCUCUGUGCAGAAGGAUUCCACUCGAGCUCCGGCAACUACGAAAAGACGGAAGGCUGAGCCGCCACCGGGAGUAUCGACCCGAGCAGCAAAGCGACGGAAGGUUGUGCAUGAGGACUCGGAUACCACCGACGAGGAUGUUGAAGAUACACUUCCCGAGAACAUGGAUGCUCUGACCGCCGUAAAUGAAGAAGGAACAAAGCUGGUCCAGCAUCUAUACCAGGCCCACAAGCACUACAAAGGCCAUACUGGAGGAGACCGACAACUAGCGUAUCAUAUUGUCCAGGCUGCAGACCGUAUAGCGCCACUACUGACCUCCGCCUGCCAACGAUAUCACCAACGCCUCGGACGAGCGGUAUCGCGGCAGAGUGAUUCCAGUAUCCCCAUCCCGGAGCCCGUUCUGGCUACGUACAACAACGAGCUGAUUUCAGUCUUCGAGGGUGCCGCCCGGAUCUUCAUGUCUCUUUUCUUCGGCUUCAAAAAGCUGCUGGAUCCUGCAAAGUCCGCAGCAAGCCCAGCGGAGGAACGCGGAGCCGUCAUUUACAGCUUCGUCCAAAUGUUCAGCCGCGUGCUCGACGCCCUCAAGGAGGUCUCAUCCGCCCAAGCGGCUCACGAGGCAGCACUCACCCUCGCCAACAACUCAAAAAGGCAGAUGACAACGCGCGGCAGCACGAACUUCUUUCCUUUGAAGCAGGAAGACUCUCCCUUAGCGACGCGGCUGCUAUCCAACUUCCUCUCAAACAUCCUCAGCGCGCCCUCAGCCGCCGGCAGCGAGCUCCAGCAGCAAGAACUGGUCGAGGGCUUCCUCUUCGUCCUGUUCCGCCGCCUGGGCGACCGCAUCUUCCUCUGCACCUUCGGCCACCAGAAGUGCGCGUCCAUCGCGGACGACAUCGACGCCUGGGUCGACCCCGACCCCACCUCCUCCCGGUCUUCUUCUCCCGUGGACAGACUUGCAGCAGCUACUUCGCCACCGCCGGCAGACAGGGAAAAGGAAAAAGAAAGGCAGAUCGCGGCGCGCGCCCUGGCUAUCGAGCUGCCGCUCCUCGUAUCGCUGCUCGAGCGCGGCAUGGCUGUGGCGCAGCGCCACGUCGCGCCCUUAUCAUCAUCGUCCUCAUCAUCGUCGUACUCGUCCUCGUCCGCCGCCACUGGUCCUGCUGCUUCUGACGCCACUGGAGGGGCCGCUUCACGUAGGCCGACCGCAGCAGCUGGACCAACAGCAGUCCCUUUCGCGCCCAGAUCGUCGUCGGGCAGGCCGCCGUCGUCGCUGGAAGCGCUGCGGGGUGGACUGAGCUUGCCGGCACGGAAGAAGCUGGAGCAGACGCUCGCGCAUGCGAUUUUCGGCGAUGAGGAGAAUGCGAGCAGGGAUGAGAUGAGUGAGUGUUUGGGAAUGCCGGUCAAGCAGGCGUUGACGGAGGUGGUGGUGCCGGCGGGGUUGAAGAAGAGGAAGAUGAUGGAGGAGGGCGGCGGUGGCGCCGGCGCGGAUGUGAAGGAGUGGUUUGUAGAGAGGGUUUGGGGGUUGGUGGGGUGGGGGGCUGUGGUUGAGAUGAGAUGA